Aphanomyces astaci is the source of this 1101-nucleotide messenger RNA. RefSeq lists its product as hypothetical. The transcript is spliced from 3 exons. Bases 1 to 1101 code for a protein of 366 amino acids. NCBI's taxonomy places the organism in Eukaryota, Oomycota, Saprolegniomycetes, Saprolegniales, Verrucalvaceae. The record is from RefSeq and is a predicted model, not a curated record.
AUGCCUUUGCAACCUACCGCCAGCACUGCCAACCGUCCGCGCAACCCCCGUGGCCCAAAAGGUGGCAAAACCCACCUCGACCACGACGAGCGUCGUUCCAUCUACGAAAGCCUACUUGCUGUCUCGUCCUCUGGCAUACUGCCUCGAGGUGCCAUUGUCAAGCUAGCCAGACAGCACAACUGCCACCCCGACACAGUGAAGCGCGUGUGGGCCGGUGGACAGAGCUCCAUCCGUGAAGGCCACAUCAGCGCCGAUGUUUCGUCGAAAAUCCGAGGCAAUUCAGGUCGCAAAAAAACGCGCACAAGUGAAGAGAUAGAAGAUGCCAUUCGCCAAGUGCCGCAGGAGUCGCGGCAGACGACAAGGGCGCUUUCUCACGCAUGCCAAAUUCCAAGGACGACGGUGCUUAGGCACAUGGCUGAAUGUCCCCGGCUCAAGGCUCGUUCGAGUUACGUGAAGCCAUUUUUGACUCCAAGCAACAUCCAAGAACGCCUGCGCGUAGCGGCCCUACUCUUCUCACGCCAACGACAUCGUCGCCGACAACGACGAUUGGAAAUACUUCGCCUACGAGGCAUACUUCGUGAACGCAAUGCCGUCGAGUCGGCGGCACUGCAUGACGCAGCUUGGUACACAAUGUACCGUUCCCGCAACACCCCGUCGUUCCUCACCACGGUCUCUCUGCCCCCGGACGACUUCGAUGAUUUGCUACAAGUAUUUGACCAAGAGUACACAGUGUUGUCCGGUCCAGGUCGACGAGGACGCCCUCCGAGGAUCCAGCACAAGCAUGCUGUUCUAGCCAUGACCCUCCACUUCUAUACGGCAGCCGUUGAACACAAGACCCUGCAGGACCUCUUUGGGGUAUCCCCAAGCACUUUCGCACGCGUGUUAUCCAAUGCCGAGCGUGCAGUGGGGCGUUCUCUAAACCGAAUCGCAGACGCCGCGGUACGGUGGCCAACGACUCGGCAACAACAGCACUGGGCAACUUUGACCAAUGCCAAGGAGCCCCUCGUUGAAGGCGUGUUUGCAUUUGUGGAUGGUAAAAAUUAUCGGGUCCAAAGUCCGAGUAACAUUGAUCUCCAAAAUGCUCAAUUCAAUGGUCGGUAA